This is a messenger RNA of Plodia interpunctella (Indianmeal moth), 534 nucleotides long. RefSeq lists its product as uncharacterized. Bases 1 to 534 code for a protein of 177 amino acids. The record is from RefSeq and is a predicted model, not a curated record. The transcript has a single exon. NCBI's taxonomy places the organism in Eukaryota, Metazoa, Arthropoda, Insecta, Lepidoptera, Pyralidae.
AUGGGUCAGGAGCAGUCGUACGCUGGACACGCUAGCGUAACACAAGUCAGAAGAUAUAAGGAAAAAUACGCAGACCCCACACCCUACAGGGCUUCCCCGGUCGACUACAGAUCCCACGACUACGAAGACAAAGACUACAAAAGACACAAAGUCAGACGAAGCGCUGACAGCUUCAAAAGCGACAACUCUUCAACUGAAAGCAGUGGCUACAGAAGCGGAUCCAGCGGUUACGAAUGCCGAUCCGAUAGAUCCUCAAAAAGCGAUUACUAUUGCACGUCUCUGUACAAAAACGAUCAUUACAAAGACAUCAACAAAGAACUGUAUAAACCUGUAAAGAUCUCUAAAGAUAAGAGAUAUAAAUUGCAAUUGUUCGAUGUUGAAAAGGAAGAUAUAAAGCAAGACAGAUUGAAUAGUUACUUGAAUGACGCUGAGGCUCAUAAAAAUAAUACGCAAAAGAAGGCUGGCAUAAGGAAUUACACGCCGAAGAUUUUAUCAGAGGACGAGGAGAGGAAAAAGGUUGAUAAGUGGAUUUAG